Messenger RNA from Opisthorchis viverrini, 2199 nucleotides. RefSeq lists its product as hypothetical. The record is from RefSeq and is a predicted model, not a curated record. Gene Ontology annotation, molecular function: RNA binding. NCBI's taxonomy places the organism in Eukaryota, Metazoa, Platyhelminthes, Trematoda, Opisthorchiida, Opisthorchiidae. Bases 84 to 2174 code for a protein of 696 amino acids. The transcript has 8 exons.
GUGACGCAGGUUCUGGCCUUCCCAAUCCGGAUGGAAAUAUCAUCUUUUGCGAGACCAUCUGGACUGAUACUACUCCCAAGAAAAUGUCGAAAAAGUCUAGGAAAGGACUUUCCGUUGUUCCAAAAGUUUGUGCUAAGCCGAAAACAAAGAAGACUAAGAACAAGGCAAAGAAACUUGCUGCAGGUGUUAAGCUUCAGGCUUCCAAACCACUUUCCGGACAGGGACAGGUUUUGAGUGAACCAGGUCCAAAGCAGAAGAAACAGAGGAAGAACAAACGCAACGACGAUGCAAUUCACGUACACCAGCGGGAUUUGAAGGUCUCAGCGAAGAGUAAGGCUAGUUUCGGAGCUGUGUCUAGUGACAGCGAACCGGAACUCAUCAAUCCACAAUGGCAUUUAGGUGACCAUCCAGGGAAGACGAGGAAUAAAGGACAUGGGACCAAAAGUUCUUCAUCGGAUGGUGAACACUCCGUGUUGGAUCCUUCUGCUGAAGGUGCACAAUCGAGUGAUCUAGACGUUUCCGAGAGUGAUAUUGAUGAAGAACUAGACGAAUCGGAGUUAAAUUCCCUGCUGCUCAACAAAACCGAUGGUUCGACCGGAGGAUCCAGUGAGGAAGAGGAAUUUGAACGUUCGGAAGAGAAGCCGAACUCUUUGGAACCACAGCCAGUAAAGAAGAAGGAGGACGAAAAGACGAAGAGCAAAGUUCCCAAAACGCACACAACGGCUGCGGUGGAUGUCAGCAGCGUACAAGAAUCUCCUCUGUCACUGAACAACCCAGCAGAACUGCUGAAGGAAAUCGAACGUCGAUCAGUGGACUUAGCUUCACGUUCUCUGUACGUCGCUCCAGUUCCCGCGAACUGUUCUCUGGACCUACUGAAGCAGUUAUCACCCUCUGCAUUAGCUUGCCGGCUCUCCUAUAACACACAUUCGAAAACUUGCCGAAAGUACGCGUUCCUGGAGUAUGGAGAUUCUCAGUCAGCCACUGCAGCCCGAAAGUCGCUAAUGGGUCGUCUGUUUGCCGGCCGCACGGUGAACACACAACCUGGUCGUCCUCAGUACCUAGCCACUCAAGGUUCAGAAUGUGUUGAAUGGAAGCGGUUAUUUAUUACGGGAUUACAUCAGACCACUACAAAGGCGGAUCUACAGCAGAUGUUUCCGAAGGCCCAGGAGGUGGAUUAUCCGUUUCAUGCUAGAGGACACCCCCUCGGGUACGCCUUGGUCAAAUUUGUAAACGAAGAUGUAGCCUUUGAAGCCUUUGUCAACACACACAAACGUGUGAUUAAAGGACAGACAAUCUGUGUCAACUACGUCAUCAACGCCAACAAGAAUGCGAAGGCAGAUAAGACUGGGCCUUCAUCCCUUCCAACCACGGUUGAGUUGUCAGUCCCAUCGAAACAUAUCCCUGAAUUAAAGAGGCCUGUCACGUCUUCAAGUGAUUUGGGUCCUGCAACCAAGAGGCCAAAAGUAUUAAUCCAGCCUAUUCAGGAGGCCAUACCGGAUGCGGAAGAUUCCCCGAUUCCCUCUAACGUCCUAUCUGAAGGACUGGAUCUUGAUAGUGACGAUUUCUUGAUACGACCAGCCAGUUCGAAAGCCGUAGUAAAUUCGAAACCGUCACACAUACUCUCCCAACUAGUUCAUUCACGGAAGGCAGCUCUUUCCGAGAAAUCCAAGGCCAUUCCGGGUAAAGAAGAAUCUAAUAAAGCGGAGGAUGACGAAGAUGAGGACCUUGGCAGUGAGGGCACUGGUUCAGAUGACACCUCAGAUUCCGACUCUUGCGAGUCGCUUGCCGGAGAUUCGACGGAUCCAGAUAGUGCCACUUUGAGCGAGGAUGAUGACGAUGAUGAUGAUAAACAGGAAGAGGAGGAGGAAGAUAUCGGUGAUGAUGAGCCUGAAGAUACCGAGAAAGAAGGCUUAUCGAAUGGCUUAUUUCAGUGUCCACCUUCGGCUGAGGAGCAGGCUGCCCUUGAAGCAUCCGAGGACUCGUUGGGCGAAGAAGUAGACAAUGUGCUGGGAGAAGUGAUGCACGCACGACGGUCUGCCAUGCGUGCCUUGAAAAAUGCCGGUUCCUCUAAACGUGCAUGGUCUGCUUCUGGUACUAGCAAAGGACAGAAAAUCCAGCGCGGCAACAAGGGAUUCAAGCCCUUUAUGCUUCCCAUACCCUCGAAACGGAACUGAACCCGACACCUACUUUUGUAUGCUU